Dovyalis caffra is the source of this 228-nucleotide messenger RNA. NCBI's taxonomy places the organism in Eukaryota, Viridiplantae, Streptophyta, Magnoliopsida, Malpighiales, Salicaceae. The record is from the annotation of a GenBank genome assembly.
AUGGAGACCAUAGGCAUAGAAUGCCAAAAAACAUUGCUGGAUCAGUCACAUGAUCCACAAAAGCUGGUUUUAUUCAUAAUUAAAAAGACACUAUACAAAAUGGAUAAAUUUUCUCCCAAAGAAAAAAAUAUUAUCAGCUCCCCGAAUCGGAUUGUGGUUUCGUAUGAAUCAAUCAACCCUGAUCCUAACCAACAACAUCACACGCCAAUAUCGAAUUGGCCUCGCUAG